This is a messenger RNA of Elephantulus edwardii (Cape elephant shrew), 372 nucleotides long. It is a transcript of the gene WFDC5, whose product is annotated as WAP four-disulfide core domain 5. Gene Ontology annotation, cellular component: extracellular region. Lineage: Eukaryota; Metazoa; Chordata; Mammalia; Macroscelidea; Macroscelididae. The record is from RefSeq and is a predicted model, not a curated record. Bases 1 to 372 code for a protein of 123 amino acids. The transcript is spliced from 4 exons. Gene Ontology annotation, molecular function: peptidase inhibitor activity.
AUGAGGGCCUGGAGCCUCCUCCUCCUGGUGGCCCUCUUGGCUUUGGGGAGCCAACUGCCCUCUGCCUCAGGCCGGAGGAAAAAUGAGAAAUCAGGAGGCUGCCCACCAGAUGAUGGACCCUGCCGCCUGUCAGCGCCUGACCAGUGUGUGAGCGACAUCCAGUGUCCCUUGCAUCAGAAGUGCUGCUCCUGGAAUUGCUUCCAUCAGUGUGUCCCCAAGGUCUCGGUGAAGUCGGGCAGCUGCCCUGAGACCCGCCUGCACUGCCUGAGCCCCACCCAGCACCUGUGCCACAAGGACACCGACUGCAGGGGCUCCAAGCGGUGCUGCCUCACGGCCUGCGGCCGGGACUGCCGGGACCCCAGCACAGGCUAA